Messenger RNA from Portunus trituberculatus (swimming crab), 1718 nucleotides. RefSeq names its product 2-oxoisovalerate dehydrogenase subunit alpha, mitochondrial-like (gene BckdhA). Lineage: Eukaryota; Metazoa; Arthropoda; Malacostraca; Decapoda; Portunidae. Gene Ontology annotation, molecular function: oxidoreductase activity, acting on the aldehyde or oxo group of donors, disulfide as acceptor. The transcript is spliced from 9 exons. Gene Ontology annotation, biological process: branched-chain amino acid catabolic process. Bases 63 to 1379 code for a protein of 438 amino acids. The record is from RefSeq and is a predicted model, not a curated record.
AACCGAAUUUGUAGAGCGUCACCGCCACAGCAACAUGAUGAUUGCAGACGAAAGUUAAAAACAUGGCAGCUAGAGUAUGUCGGGCCGCGCUCCUUCCUGCUGGAUGCCGGUUACUUUCCCGUGUCUGGCAAAGAACAGGCCCAGUGUCAUGCACCAGAGCUCUGAGCUCCAACUUGGGGGAAGAACAGCCCAACUUCCCCGGCUCUCGAUCAAAGUGGACAGAAAAGCUUGAUUUUGUGCAGCCAGACCUGUAUGAUGGCAUUCCUGUGUAUAGAGUCAUGGACAGGAAGGGUCAGGUCAUUGAUCCAGCCUCAGAUCCCAAUUUGAGUGAAGACAUAGUGAUUAAAAUGUACAAGAGAAUGACACUCUUGAACACCAUGGACCGCAUCUUGUACGAGUCUCAGCGCCAGGGUCGUAUCUCAUUCUACAUGACCAACUAUGGGGAGGAAGGCACCCAUAUAGGCUCUGCAGCAGCUCUUAAUGAUGAAGACAUAGUGUAUGGCCAGUACAGAGAAGCAGGAGUAUUGAUGUGGCGAGGAUUUCCGCUGGACAGCUUCAUAAACCAGUGCUAUGGCAAUGAGGCAGAUAUGGGCAAAGGCAGACAGAUGCCAGUCCACUAUGGAUCUGUAGAGCACCGCUUUGUCACCAUAUCUUCACCUCUAGCCACACAAAUGCCUCAAGCUGUCGGUACUGCUUACUCCUUCAAGCGCGCCCAGAAUGGCUUGUGUGUUAUCUGCUACUUCGGUGAAGGCACCUCAAGUGAAGGAGACGCUCAUGCUGCCUUCAAUUUCUCAGCAACACUCGAGUGCCCUGUUAUUUUCUUCUGCCGCAACAACGGGUAUGCCAUCUCCACGCCAACCAGUGAGCAGUACAGGGGAGAUGGUGUGGCUGCACGUGGCCCAGCUUACGGGAUUGCCACAAUUCGUGUUGAUGGCAACGAUGUGUUUGCUGUGUACAACGCCACAAAGGCUGCCCGACAUAUCACUGUCAAUGAGAACAGACCAGUUCUGAUAGAGGCAAUGACUUAUAGGAUUGGGCACCACAGUACCUCUGAUGAUAGCUCAGCUUACCGUUCAGUGGAUGAGGUACGACUAUGGGACUCUACUCAGCACCCCAUUGCCCGCCUCCGUGCAUACAUGGUCCAUCAAAACUACUGGGAUGAAGCUAAGGAGAAGCAGUGGAAGGAUGAUUGUAAGAGACAGGUGAUGCAGUCAUUUGCAAGAGCAGAGCGAAGACAAAAACCAAGUUGGAAGGAGAUGUUUACUGAUGUGUAUGAUGACAUGCCACAGCAUCUCCAGGACCAGUAUGAGUACAUGAAAGCUCAUGUGGAUGAGUACCAGGACCACUACCCAGUCAAGAACUUUGUGAAGGAGAUGUGAGGAGGAACUGGUGGUUGCUACAUGCAAGACCUUUACCUUGCGCUCAUCAAGUCUGCCAGCAAGGAUGUGUUACAUGGCUACUCCUUGCUGAUCUGUGGUUGUAGAUAGACUUUUUAAGUAUUUAAAAUAGAACUGUACAGUAGACAUAAUUUAGAGGUAGCAGAUUAUUUUUAUUGUUUAUAGAACUUGUGUUUACAAACACUUUUCUAGAGACACAUUAGUUAAAUUCUGAAAUUUCCAGUAUACUUUUAUUACCAUACCAUCAAAUUUAUUACUGUGCAUUUCCUGCACUUGUGUGUGAUAUUUUGUGACAUUCAGAUCAUAAAGCAUUUUAUGACA